AAGAGGGGCUGGUGGAGGCGGAGAGGUGGAGAGGCGGAGAUGCCGUCUCCCGAAAUGAAGUCGCGGGCGGUGGAGACCCAGAUUCUGCUGUUGUUGGUUCUCCGAGUGGCCAAGUCGGCGCUCGGGGCUCAGCGCCUCUACACUCCGGACUGGUCGAGUCUGGACUCCCGGCCACUGCCGGAUUGGUUCGACAAGGCCAAGUUCGGGGUGUUCGUGCACUGGGGCGUGUUCUCGGUGCCGGCCUGGGGCAGCGAGUGGUUCUGGUGGCACUGGAAGGGUGAGGGAUCGUUGCAGUACCAGCUUUUCAUGAAAGAAAACUACCCUCCCGGCUUCAGCUACGCUGACUUCGGGCCGCAGUUCACUGCGCGCUUCUUCGACCCAGACGACUGGGCCAACCUCUUCCAGGCCGCCGGGGCCAAGUAUGUAGUCCUGACAACGAAGCAUCACGAAGGCUUCACAAACUGGCCAAGUCCUGUGUCCUGGAACUGGAACUCUAAGGAUGUGGGGCCCCACCGAGAUCUGGUUGGUGAGCUGGGAACCGCCAUCCGGAAGAGGAACAUACGCUACGGGCUCUAUCACUCGCUCUUCGAAUGGUUCCAUCCACUCUACCUGCUUGAUAAGAAAAAUGGCUUCAAAACACAGUAUUUUGUCACUGCAAAAACAAUGCCAGAGCUGUACGACCUGGUUAACAGGUAUAAGCCUGACCUGAUCUGGUCCGAUGGGGACUGGGAAGCUCCCGACGGCUACUGGAACUCAACGGGUUUCCUGUCCUGGCUCUACAAUGACAGCCCAGUCAAGGAUGAGGUGGUAGUGAACGACCGGUGGGGUUUUAACUGUUCCUGUCACCACGGAGGAUACUACAACUGUGCAGAUAAGUUCCAGCCGUCGAGUUUGCCGGACCACAAGUGGGAGAUGUGCACCUCCGUCGACAAGUGGUCCUGGGGCUACCGUCGCACCAUGUCCAUAUCCGACACCUCGAGCGAAUCUGAAAUCAUCGCGGAACUGGUUCAGACAGUCAGUUUGGGAGGAAACUAUCUUCUCAACAUCGGGCCGACUAAAGACGGACUGAUUGUUCCCAUCUUCCAAGAAAGGCUGCUUGCCGUUGGGAAGUGGCUGCGCAUCAACGGGGAGGCUAUCUAUUCCUCUAAGCCGUGGAGGGUUCAACUGGAAAAGAACGAAUCCGUAUGGUACACCUCGGAAGGAGCAGCUGUGUACGCCAUUUUCCUGAAAUGGCCAGAAAAUGGAGUCUUGAGUCUUAAAUCCCCCAAAACUACCUCCAGUACACAGAUAAUUAUGCUGGGAAUUCAAAAAGAUCUGGAGUGGUCCAAAAGCCCCCAUGAAGAUCUCCUCAUUCAUCUGCCCCAGUUACCACCCUCUGCUCUCCCAUCGGAGUUUGCUUGGACCAUAAAGAUGACGGGAGUGGAGUGAUCGUCGGCGUUCAAGAGGAAAGGGACGCCAUCUAUUGUUCACUGUUUUGAUUUUCUUCUUCCAGUACCGUUGUUGCAAUAAACUCCUCUUUCCUACCCAGCGAUGGCUUUCCAACAUAUUUUAAUCACAGGAACUGAAUGCCUUACUCUGCUGUCUCCGUGGCUCAGAGAUCUGAGACGCCUCACCAGCAUGUCUCUCUCUCUCUCAUCAGCAGAAGAAAGAACCGUACAGUUAAGCUUCGAGUUCUUCCUUUCCAACUUUGGAAAUUAUCUACAGUGCAACCUUCCCUCCAUUCCCUGUUUGAUGACUGGCUUACUCAAUGACUUCAGAUAAAGAAUAAGCCAAUUCACCAUGUUGCCUAUGGGAGGAGAUUUAAAGUUUGUCAAGCUCAACCACCUGCUCUAUUGAUUUGGCAUCAGCUGUCACCAGCACCCCUCACAGAGCGGGAGAGAAAGAGGCUUUCGAGGCUAACGGUCAGCUCUUCAGAACUCUUCAAAGGCAGCUAAGGGCUCUGAAAUUCAGUCUGUGUACAAUGAUACUAUGAAGAAAAUGGAUGUGAUUCUGCCCUGCUUUUUAAAAUAGAAUCAAAUAAAUUUUAAUGUCAGAUCAUUUCUACCAAAAAA
Messenger RNA from Phyllostomus hastatus (greater spear-nosed bat), 2051 nucleotides. It is a transcript of the gene FUCA1, whose product is annotated as alpha-L-fucosidase 1. Gene Ontology annotation, biological process: glycoside catabolic process; fucose metabolic process. Gene Ontology annotation, molecular function: alpha-L-fucosidase activity. The coding region runs from base 40 to 1428 and encodes 462 amino acids. Gene Ontology annotation, cellular component: lysosome. Lineage: Eukaryota; Metazoa; Chordata; Mammalia; Chiroptera; Phyllostomidae. The transcript has 8 exons. The record is from RefSeq and is a predicted model, not a curated record.